AUGGCUGCAACUGCUCCAGUUGCUAUAGGCACAAGGGGCACUGUAGGAUCCCUUGUCAGAAGGGAAAUUGAGUAUUUCAGUAAAUUUGAGUUGGAAGGAAGAGCUACAAGUUUUAGGAAACCUCAGGGACAAAUUAUUGACUCUGGCCAUUCAAGGCAUAGUUUCUGGUUCAUGAAAAUUAGCUGGAAAAGAAAGAAGCGAAGGGGUAGCAGCAGCGGGUUCCUACCAAGCGUCUGCUCUGCAGUAGAAGUUGCUGAUAGCAAUCGGUCGAAUACUAUACCUGGCUUCAAUUACAUGAUCCUCAAGAGUGAUGUGCAUAUUUAG
Molecule: messenger RNA, 324 nt
Organism: Mangifera indica (mango)
Lineage: Eukaryota; Viridiplantae; Streptophyta; Magnoliopsida; Sapindales; Anacardiaceae
Exons: 1
Coding region: 1-324 (107 amino acids)
Source: RefSeq, a predicted model, not a curated record